Messenger RNA from Lichtheimia ornata, 1329 nucleotides. RefSeq lists its product as uncharacterized. The record is from RefSeq and is a predicted model, not a curated record. The transcript is spliced from 2 exons. The coding region runs from base 1 to 1329 and encodes 442 amino acids. Lineage: Eukaryota; Fungi; Mucoromycota; Mucoromycetes; Mucorales; Lichtheimiaceae.
AUGGACCCCACGUCUGAUCCACUCGAUGUAGCCGUUGCUCUUGCCCAAGCCAUGGGUCCCACUGACACCAGUGGUAGUGGUGGUGGAGACACCACUAUGCCUGCUAGUGACCCUACGACUCCCAACAAAGAUAAGCUAUUAGGUGGGCUCAUGUCACCACAAGAUGCUCUCUUGUCGGCAAGCAAUCAUCAUCUAAACGUGCCCAUGUUCACAACCACCACUUGUAAUGAUACAUCACCGCCACAACAACCACAACAACCACAACAACAAUCCGAGUUGGUGGAUCCGCUGGAUACAAAUUCAUGCUUGUCGCUUUUGCAAACAUCUGUCAAUCCACAAUCACAACCAAAUAUCAACAAUACAAGUGCAGGUAUUCCAUCCUCAUUUGGGUUAUCGUUUGACAAGGCUUGGCAAAUGCCAUUAGGGUGGCAACAAAGCAAUGCUGCUGCUGCUGCUACACCCAACCAUGGCAUCACUUCUGCUGGUAUCUUUUUCCCUCCUACACCACCUGUUGAAUCACCUGCUACGGGGAAUCAUCAUCAACAUUCAUCCUCAUUGGCGUUUACACAACAGCAACAGUUUCCUCCUCCAUGGCUUGGCAUGACACCCAGCAGUCAUCCUAAUGGUAUUCCCUCCACUCAUAAUAAUACUACUACGACCUUGGGUAAACAACAACAUCAAUCACCAUCCGAGAUGAAUCCUCUUGACAUGUCAAGUUUUUGGCCGUUUCCUCAUCCCACUGCUCCUCAACCCAACAUGAAUCGUUCAAAUCGACACAGCAUAGCCAUUGGAUCCAAUAUUGUUGAUAAUAGUAGUAAUGCUAUUACCAAACCAUCCACAGGACGUAGAAAAUCAACACCUGCAAGAACGUAUCGCCGACGUACAUCCUCUCAGCCAUCGGUGGCAUCGGUGGUUUCACUUUCUGCUCAUGAACCUGUGGCUCAUUCUAUCAAUGGUAUUGAACACAUUACAUUCUUGUACUCCCAUGAUCGGCUCGUCAAGGAAUAUACAGUGCGCACCGAUGCAGCAAAUUGUCCACUUGAAGACAUCCCACUAGAUUUCCGUAUGGUCAAUGCGAUUUAUCCACGAGCCAAUGUGGACAAGGAAGAAUAUGAUGGUAAUCGUUGGGAAUAUGAGACCAGCUGUAAUGAACUUGGGUGGAAAUUAUGUUGGCUGAAUCAAGAACAACUCUGUGGCCGAAGAGGUUUAAUUCAACGUGCGGUGGAUUCAUAUCGUAACCGCCACGCUCAUAUGCGAUCACGUCGUGUCACUCGGCAAGAAAAGGUGGCCAACGGUACAUUACGUCGUCGGCGUGCUAAACGAUGCUAG